Molecule: messenger RNA, 5394 nt
Organism: Drosophila albomicans
Lineage: Eukaryota; Metazoa; Arthropoda; Insecta; Diptera; Drosophilidae
Gene: hppy
Product: mitogen-activated protein kinase kinase kinase kinase 5
Exons: 15
Coding region: 506-4381 (1291 amino acids)
Biological process (GO): protein phosphorylation
Molecular function (GO): ATP binding; MAP kinase kinase kinase kinase activity
Source: RefSeq, a predicted model, not a curated record
GCGCGUGUGUGUGUGUGAGUGUGCUUGCUUGUGGUGCGUAUAAUUAUUCAUUAAAAUUGGAAAAAUUUUAUCGAGUAAGCACGUGUGUGCACCAAUAAAAAAAAAUAAAAGUGCAUAUUCCCAGAGUGCUAUCUAAGUAGCACACGGCAGUAACAACAAAAGAUAUCGCUGCGCUUUCUAUAAAUACGCUAAUAGUUAACAUUACGUAACUCCGAGUCUACACUCCUCUCACUCUCCACUCUCUACACUCUUCCAAUCAGCCACUAGAAGUUGCUAAGAAGUGUUCACAAUAUAAUCGAGCGCCAACAAAGGCCUUCAAAACACAACAAAAAUGCAACACAUUUCUCAAAUUAGCAAUUAUUGAAAUUAAGACAAAAGUGCGUUGAGCCCAAAGUGCGAAUAGCAAAGAGCAGCAGUAGCAGCGGCCGCAGCAAUAACUUUGUGGAACAAACAACAACAACAGCGAGAACUGUAGCAGCGAAAACAGUGCUGCCCCCGUCUCGUCAUGGCCGCAGCUCAUGGUCAUCACAAUGCCAAUUUGCUCAGCUCGGACAUCUCGCGACGCAAUCCGCAGGAUGAAUAUGAGCUCAUACAGAAAAUUGGCUCCGGCACCUAUGGCGAUGUCUAUAAGGCGAAACGCAUACAGAGCAACGAGCUGGCUGCCAUCAAAGUUAUCAAAUUGGAGCCCUCCGAUGACAUUGGGAUCAUCCAGCAGGAGAUCUUCAUGAUGCGCGACUGUCGGCAUCCCAACAUCAUUGCGUACUAUGGCUCCUAUCUGCGACGCGAUAAACUAUGGAUCUGCAUGGAGUACUGCGGUGGCGGCAGCCUGCAGGAUAUCUACCAGGUGACUGGCCCACUCACCGAAGUCCAGAUCGCUUACAUGUGCCGCGAGACACUCAAGGGUCUGGAAUACCUGCACUCCAUGGGCAAAAUGCAUCGUGACAUCAAGGGUGCCAACAUUCUGCUCACCGAAUAUGGCGACGUAAAGCUGGCUGACUUUGGUGUCUCCGCACAGAUAACGGCAACCAUAAAUAAGCGCAAGAGUUUCAUAGGCACUCCCUACUGGAUGGCGCCCGAGGUGGCUGCUGUGGAACGCAAGGGUGGCUACAAUCAACUUUGUGAUAUUUGGGCCUGCGGCAUAACAGCAAUUGAACUGGCUGAACUGCAGCCGCCGAUGUUCGAUUUGCAUCCAAUGCGCGCCCUAUUCCUCAUGUCGAAGAGCGGCUUCAAGCCGCCCACACUGAGCAACAAGGAGAAAUGGAGCCCGACGUUUCACAAUUUCAUCAAGACGGCACUCACAAAGAAUCCAAAGAAGCGGCCCACAGCCGAGCGGCUGCUGCAACAUCCGUUUGUCCAGUGCGAGAUGCGAGAGCGGGUCGCCAAGGAGCUGCUCCUCAAGUACCAGAGUCCCAAUCAGCCAUUCUAUUAUUGUCUCGAUGGCGACGAGGAGACGGUUGCUGGAGUACCACAGCGCAUUGCCAGCAAGAUGACGUCGCGUGCCAAUGGGAUUCCGGCCCAGAAUCACACGCUCAAAACAGGCAUGACGACGAAUUCGACGUGGUAUGAGCGUUCUUCUAGUCCUGAAACGUUGCCUAGUGACAUUCCUCCGCCGAUUCAGCGACAAAGAUGCAGCGGCACUUUGAUAAUGAACAUGUCUUUAAGGAGCCUCUUACAAUAUAUUGAUGAGGAACUAAAGCUAAGAGCCACAUUACCAUUGAACGAGACCAAAGAAUCGGCUGCACUUGGUGGUGGCGAGUGCAGCUGUGCCCACAAUGGCGUCGCUGGAGGCGCAAGCGGCGGAGGCGGAGCAGGAGCAGGCGGAGGAGGAGGAGUAGGUGGAAGUGGUGCAUCCACAAAUGGGGGCAUAGCAGGAGUCGCCGGCAGCGCAGGCGGAGGUGGAGGCGGAGGCGGAUUCAGUAGCAACAGUCGCGCCAUCGUUGGCGCUGGCGACAUCGGUGGAGGGCAUCAUCAUCACCACCACCAUCAUCAUCAUCAUCAUCAACAACAAUACUCGAGCACAGCCGCGGGCAUAGGCAUUGGCAUUGGCAUUGGCACUCAGCACCACCAAAAUCAAAACCACAACCACCACCACCACAACCACCUUAACCACCAAUCCAGCAGUGCACUGACUUCGUCCAGCACCAGCGGCGCCUUGGCCACAUCAGCCAACUCCAACUCCAAUUCGAAUUCGAGCUCGAACAUGAACUCCAAUUCGAUAUCCAUGAAUCCAUUGAGCAUGUCCGCUUCGUUGGCCUCCAUGCCCGGUCUGAGCGCCUAUCUGGGUCUAUCGAAUUUGCGCACAACCAGCAUUGGCGAUGGCGACGACGAUAUCAAUCUGGACGUCGACAUUGUCAUGAAUAAUGCUAGCAAUGGUGGUUCAAGUUCGGGCGCCGGGUGCUCCGCCUCCGCUGCGCAUUAUCUCCGCCACAGCAGCAACUAUCGCUCGGCGGCGGCAGCGUCCGCAGCGCAGUCAGUUGCCAAUUCUGGUGAUGCUCAUGGCCUUGGGUUGCUUUCAUCGCUCGCAUCCAGCACCCCAUCAUCAAGUUCAACAACAGCAGCAGCAGCAACAACAGCGGCAGCAGCAGCAGCCACGUCAUCAGCAUCGUUUUAUAAUCGCCUCCUACUCCUCGAUAAUUCCAGCGGCGAUGCAGUUGGCGGCAGCAGCGGAGGAAGCGGCGGAGGCGCAGUCGGUGGCAACAGCAGCAAUGGCUUGGACAAGCAUGACUCCAUUGUUACACCCACAGCUGCCCCACAGUCAGCCGGCGAUGGCUUCUUGCAUUCCAACUGCGCCUCGACCAGCACAGCAGCAGCAGCGGCGGCGUCAGCGUCGGCGUCAUCAGCACCUUCUUCAAGUGGAGGCAACUCGUCGCAUCUCUACCAGAAUCUGCUGCGGAACAGCGCUGCGAGCAGCACAGAGGCAGCCCAAGUGGAAGCGGCAACAGGAACGGGAACGGGAACGUCCGGCAAUGAGAACAGCAACUGUGAUUACCGAAGCGAGAGCAACCAGAAUGGUGUGGAGGACUCGCCUCGUCGCCAUAGCUCAAUGGAUCAGCUGAUCGGACUGCUCAACGACAUGGGCAAGUCGUCGCGCACACGCAGUCUCAGCGACGGCGGCACCCAGGACGACGACGAAGUGGAGAAGGAAGCACAGCCGGAUCUGUUGAAUAACACGCCGCCUGUGCCGCCCAAGCGUUCGCAUCGUCGUCGCCACACACCACCCAGACCCAUCUCGAACGGUCUGCCACCGACGCCCAAGGUGCACAUGGGCGCCUGCUUCUCCAAGAUCUUCAACGGUUGUCCGCUGCGCGUGCAUUGUACCGCAUCGUGGAUCCAUCCGGAGACGCGGGAUCAGCAUCUGCUGAUUGGCGCCGAGGAGGGCAUCUACAACCUCAAUAUGAACGAGCUGCACGAUGCGGCCAUUGAUCAGAUGUUCCCGCGUCGCACCACCUGGCUGUAUGUGAUCAAGGAUGUGCUGAUGAGUCUUUCCGGCAAAUCCUGUCAGCUCUAUCGCCACGAUCUGGUGGCGUUGCACUCGAAGCAAACGGUGCGCUUCUCGUUGCACAUGAACAAGAUACCAGAGCGUCUGGUACCGCGGAAAUUCGCGCUCACCACCAAAGUGCCGGACACCAAGGGAUGCACGCAAUGCUGCGUCACUCGCAAUCCCUACAAUGGCUACAAGUAUCUGUGCGGUGCGACGCCCAGCGGCAUCUUCCUGAUGCAGUGGUACGAUCCGCUCAACAAGUUCAUGCUGCUGAAGCACUGCGAUUGGCCAGCCAGCAGCAUUCUGGGCGGUGGCUAUGGAUGCGUCCAAAAUGGCCAUACGCCGGUCUUUGAGAUGAUCAUCACGCCGGAACUGGAGUAUCCCAUUGUGUGCACAGGAGUGCGCAAGGCACUCAACGGUUGCCUUAAGCUGGAGCUCAUCAACAUGAACAGUGCCAGCUGGUUCCACUCGGAGGAUCUGGAGUAUGACGCCAUGGCCACGAUGGUGCCGCGUCGCGACCUGCUCAAGGUGGUGCGUGUCCACCAGGUGGAUAAGGACGCCAUUCUCGUCUGCUAUGGCAACGUGAUGCAGGUGGUCACCCUGCAAGGGAAUCCCAAGCAGCACAAGAAGAUGGUGGCCCAGCUUAACUUUGACUUUAAUGUGGACAGUAUUGUUUGUCUACCGGACAGUGUAUUAGCAUUCCACAAGCACGGCAUGCAGGGCAAGUCGCUGCGCAACGGCGAGAUUACGCAGGAGAUCAAGGACAUGAGUCGCACCUACAGGCUGCUGGGCAGUGAUAAGGUCGUCGCCUUGGAGAGUCAACUGCUGCGCACGGGUUCGCUGGGCAGCGAGGAAGGACAUGAUCUGUAUAUUUUAGCCGGUCACGAGGCCAGUUACUAAGGGCGCUAAAUGUAAUAUGCGACAGAAAGAGGGAGGGAUUAAAAUUUUUAAAAAAUACAACCGCGCGUCAACUACUAACUGUAAUGUAAUUACUCGUAGGCCCUAAGCUCUAAAUUAAACUAAAUUAAAACAAAACAAAACAGAAAGGAGAAAAACACCCAGGCAUUAAGCAAUUAGCUAUUUCGAAAGCUACUUAGCGCAUUUUAUUCUAGUUGAAGAGGCAGCCACGAACUACAACUAAAGAACUAUAUGAAUAAAUAAAUCAGCAAGAUCAACAGAUUAUUAGUCCUCCCAUUUAUCCAUUCUUUGCCAAAAAAAAAAAACAAAAAACAAAACAAAAGCAGAAAAUACACCAUAUAUACGAAAAAGAAAACUUAAAUAAAAUGAAACUCCCACUAGAAAUACGAGAACAUAAUAAUAUGAAUACAACCUUAUAUAUAGUAUGUAUGCUGCACAGUCUACCCGAUUCCGUUGUAAUUAUUAUUUUUACUAUUAUAUUUUUGUAUUACAAAGAAAGAAAAUGCUUUAAAUUGUAUGCCUAACUUUAUUAAAUUAUGCAUAAAUUAUUUACUUUUAGACAUUUUGUGUAACACUCACAAAGCAAUUAACUAAGUUUCCAACAGGAUUAAAUGAGAGAGAGAGAGAGAUAGCAGUAAAAUGAAGAUGAAUGAAGAAGAAAAAAAAUUAGAAUGAGAAAGUCAAGAGCGGCGAGGCGUACGCAUUAAAAGUACCGUAAUUAAUUAUAAUUAUGAUUACUAGACACUAAUACAAGUACACACGUAUAUAUAUAUAUAUAUAUAUAUAAAUUUCAUAGUUUUUAGCAAUUGUAAAUCGCAAAUGUUUUUGUAGUGUCUAACGUGAAGCAGAACUGUAUUGGAUUGAAUCGCAACAGCGACAGCGACUCGGAGAUUCAAUUGAUGAGGAUGUGAGAGAAGAUUGCAUGCAUAACGGUUUGUUGGGAAACAAAUUAGCAUAAGAAUUUUCUAAAAAAAAAAAAAAAAAAAAAAAACAAA